Prosopis cineraria is the source of this 1111-nucleotide messenger RNA. RefSeq names its product auxin-responsive protein IAA11-like. NCBI's taxonomy places the organism in Eukaryota, Viridiplantae, Streptophyta, Magnoliopsida, Fabales, Fabaceae. Gene Ontology annotation, molecular function: protein binding. Bases 308 to 964 code for a protein of 218 amino acids. The transcript has 4 exons. Gene Ontology annotation, cellular component: nucleus. The record is from RefSeq and is a predicted model, not a curated record. Gene Ontology annotation, biological process: regulation of DNA-templated transcription.
GGUCUAGAAGGAGGAGAAAAGUACAAGGUUUUGGGAGACAUUGAUGGAGGCGCACAUAGCAGACAUGUGGGUCACCCCGCAAUCACUCCCCCUUCUUUACCACGGCUCCUAUCCAUCACCUUCCACUUGCUUUACCCCUCACCGCCACGACAACGCACCUAACCGAACCGUUUUAUCCUUUCUUUUCAUUCACUGCUUUUCCAGCUCCUCCAAACGCACUAACCCCAUGCCUCCCUCUGUGCUCUUCAAUUAUUUCUCAUAACCCCUUCGUCUUCUGCUUCUAUUCUGGGCUUCCAAACUUGCUGCGAUGCAGGGUGGUUCGUCUCCGGGGUCCAUGCUCACGGAGUCUAGAGAGGAUCACUUGGUCCUUUCUUCUGAGGAUUCUUCCUGCCCGGAUGAGUCCGAGCUUGAAUUGGGUCUUGGGUUGAGCCUUUCUCAUCCUCGAGUCAAGUCUCAGCCACUCCCAACGACUCAAUAUGCCCGAAUUUUGACGGCUAUGGAUUUUUCUUCGUCGCCCUCCUCCUCCUCCGCCUCCUCUUCCUCUCCUAACGUGACAGCUGGCACUAAGAGAGCUGCUGAUUCUCUUGCCGCUGCAAACAGUCCUAGUCAGGUUGUUGGAUGGCCUCCUCUCCGAGCAUAUAGAAUGAACAGCUUUAAUAAUAAUCGCUCAAAAUCUCCAGCCACUGAAGCUAACAAUAAUCAAACAGCUGCUAGGAAGAGUGCUGACAAUGGAAGUACUAAGAACAACAGCAAUGCCAAAGAAAAAGCUCACGUCAGGAGAUCCCUAUUUGUCAAGGUAAAUAUGGAUGGGACACCAAUUGGAAGGAAGGUUGAUUUGAGUGCUCAUAGUUCCUAUGAAACCUUGGCGCAAACUUUGGAGGAUAUGUUUAAUGAACCAACUCCAGUUGUCCCGAAAGAUGGGGAGAAUCACGUAUUGCCAUUGGAGCAAAAAAGAGACACAUAAACCUGAUGGAUGGAUCUUCCAAUUUUGUGCUAACUUAUGAAGACAAGGAAGGAGACUGGAUGCUUGUUGGAGAUGUUCCUUGGGAUAUGUUUCUUGGUUCGGUGAGGAGGCUUAGAAUUAUGAGGACGUCCGAGGCAAAUGGACUUG